This is a messenger RNA of Alosa sapidissima (American shad), 1894 nucleotides long. It is a transcript of the gene ska1, whose product is annotated as spindle and kinetochore associated complex subunit 1. Gene Ontology annotation, cellular component: mitotic spindle; spindle microtubule; outer kinetochore. Lineage: Eukaryota; Metazoa; Chordata; Actinopteri; Clupeiformes; Clupeidae. The transcript has 7 exons. Gene Ontology annotation, molecular function: microtubule binding. The coding region runs from base 156 to 908 and encodes 250 amino acids. Gene Ontology annotation, biological process: mitotic cell cycle; regulation of microtubule polymerization or depolymerization; chromosome segregation. The record is from RefSeq and is a predicted model, not a curated record.
GGUGGCGGUAGCGGUCAUGACUGUUUGUAGACGACAAUCAAGAAGAAGAAAGGUUCCUCCCACCCACAAAAGAUUUGAACGUUGACGCGGGAUACAGCUGUAACUGUUUACACUAGCCUACUUAGAAAAGACUGUGUGCCGUUUAUAUUAAAAUCAUGAGCCACUGUGAGCUUGAGGAGCUAACGGAGCACAUCAACAGCAGAAUCUCAAAGGUUAAAAACCUCAUGCACUUACGAGUUAUUGGAAAUGACCCAGAGAAACAGAAGAUUUUUCGUAAGAUUGCAGCGGAGGUCAGUGGGAUGACAAAGCUCUUGGAUCAGUUUGAGAAGUGUGUUGCUGAAGAGAGAGAUUCACUAAAACAGUUGGAGGAACUGAAUGAGCUGAUUGAAGAGGAUUUGCAGAAUGCAAUUCACAUGGCAGAGAACAUCCCCAGUCACAUGCCAGUUCCUACAUCUGCUGUCAACGAAGUGUUGCCUGUUCAAAAGGAAAACGAGCAGCCACCAAAGGAUCAGGCUCCUGCCAAGAAGUCUCGCAAACAGAUUAAGGAGAUGGAAUUCAUAACUGUACACGAGUUUGACACGAUACCACCGUACAUGAAAGGUCGAGUGACGUACGACCAGCUGAACUCUGCGGUGCGGAGCAUUAACAAGUCUGUGACCGAGAAGUACAAGAUCCUCCAGCAGCCCCUGAAGACAUUGAACAACAUGUCACGCAAGCUCUAUGAUCGCUUCAAGGAGAAUGAGACUGGCGAGACCAGAGGACAUUUCUUCGUGGUGGAGGCUGACCUGCGUGAAUUUGCCCAGGUGACAGUGGACAAGCGCUUCCUGAAUCUGCUGAGCAUGCUGCGCCACUGCCAGCGUCUCAAGGAGACGAGAGGAGGUGGGCUGACCCGCUACCAGCUGCUCUGAGCUCUCUUCUGGAACAGUGGCCUCCACCCUCACUCAGCCUCCAUCCACCUAAACUCACCAGCCAACCUCCAACCAGCCUUCACCCAGCCAUCUCAAUGAAACAACCAUCACAGACUCCUCCUUUUUCCUCAACAAACCACACCAACCAUCAAUCAGCAACUACUAGCCUCUAUAACCUCUAACCAGCCAUCUCAAUGAACCAACCAUCUCCAGACAGAAUUCUUAUUUUUUAUUUUUUCCUCAACAAACCACACCAACCACCAGUCAGCAACUACUAGCCUCUUUCAGGAAACCAUACCAAUCUCCACACAGACUCUGCUCUUCUCUGCAAACACUCUGAGACUCUUUCAGAAAAAGUGGAUUUCACAUAUUUCUCCAACCAGGUUACCUCUUAGUUUGCAUAGGUCCUUAAAGCAGAAGUAAUAAGAACUCUUAAAAACACAAACAUACAGGUAACUCAUCUUUAUAUUUAGCAUUAGGUGUAGAAUCACAAAAUGCUGGGUAGAAAACACUGGUUGGUUUUCAUAACCUAAGUAGGUAAAUUGAAACGGUCAAUGAUAAAAUUCUGCUCAUCUCCCUAUGGUGAGCAUCUCCUUCUUGAUCAUCUUGAGCUAACCAUCAUACACAUGUUCUGAGUGCCUUUGUGGCAGAUCUGAGGGCUGUGCUACCAACGGAGGGAGGCUACUAGCUUAUCCAGGUAACGUUAGUAGUAACUGCUGAUCUCAAAAGAACAGGUCACUUUUGAAACAAUAGAUACUUGGGGCCAAUGUUCUUACAGAGAUCAGCGGUUUCUCUCAGAGUUAGCGGGAUAAACUAGUAACUUCACUUCGUAGUAUCUGGCUGCUGCUCAACUAGUGUUACAAGAUAAGAGAGGGUUAAUGGCACUCCCCGAGACAAGUUGUGCUAGUCAGGUCUGCUGAUGUAUUCAGUUGUAGCCAUUUAAAAACUGUAACUGUAAAUAAAAACAUAAAGAUGAAUACACAUGC